ACAGGUGACCGGCUGCUCGACAUUCCAUGCAACGUGUGCGGCGACAGGAGCUCCGGCAAACACUACGGCAUCUACAGUUGCGAUGGUUGUUCGGGUUUCUUCAAGCGAUCGAUCCACCGCAACCGCGUGUACACGUGCAAAGCAGGAGGCGAGAUGAAAGGCCGCUGCCCAGUGGACAAGACCCAUCGCAACCAAUGCCGGGCCUGCCGCCUUGCUAAGUGCUUCCAGGCCAACAUGAACAAGGAUGCGGUUCAACACGAGCGUGGACCUCGCAAGCCUAAGCUACAACACGGCCUUGGCGGGUUGCCCCCACCAUCACUAGCAACGCACAAACCACAUGCGUUAAAGCUCUCGCCGCCGUCGCCUUAUCCGCCCCUACCACAGCCCUUCAGUUUCCAGUUCAGCAUAUCAGGGAUGACUGACUCUGCUCCGCUUAGCACCACGUCCUCAGCUGGCUCAAGCGGCGCAGGCGCAGCCGGGGCCGUGAGCCCGCUGCCGUUGGUACACGAGUCCUUCCUGGCGCCGCCGCCGCCGGGGCUCCUGCAUAUUCUCAUGUCUAGUGAUAAGUGUCAGGAGUUGAUGUGGAGCGCUAAACAGCUCCAGCUUCAAGGUGACCCAACAUUACUCAGACCACCGCCAAGCGCGUUCGGGGCUCCACUUGCGCCUACUUGGGAGUUGUUACAGGAAACCAGCGCUCGGUUACUCUUUAUGGCAGUCCGUUGGGUGCGAUGCCUGGCUCCAUUUCAAGCACUUGCGCCUUCCGAUCAGUUGGUUUUAUUACGAGCCGCCUGGAAGGAUCUCUUUCUACUGCAUUUAGCCCAGUGGUCUGCCCCGUGGGAUUUGGCUCCAUUACUCAUCGCUCCAGCUGCUAGGGCGCGAUUGCCCCCCGAUCCAUUGGCAGAAUUGGAGCUCAACACUUUGCAAGAUAUCUUGUGUCGAUUUCGUCAAAUUGCACCCGACGGUAGCGAAUGUGGGUGCAUGAAAGCAAUCGUUCUAUUUUCUCCCGAUACGCCAGGGCUAAGUGAGACUCAGCCAGUGGAGAUGUUGCAAGACCAAGCGCAAUGCAUUCUAGCUGACUACGUGCGAACUAGAUACACUCGACAGCCUACAAGAUUCGGUCGUCUACUCCUGCUACUUCCAUCUCUCCGAGCAGUGCGAUCACGGUCCAUAGAACUACUGCUAUUCCGGGACACGGUGGGAGACGUUUCUGUGGCCACUUUAUUACACGACAUGUACCGCAUGCAACCCACUCCUGCACCACCAUUCCAGUCAACGGCUCCAGUUCCUAUUUCUGCCUCAUCCAGCACUGAACAAUGUGCAUCUCCUUAAAUUAGUCUAAAUAAUAAUUUAUCACACAGUGGAUCACAGCUCUUCGCGACUGCUUCAAUUAGAAGUUAGAUAUUAUUAAUUUGAUUGAUAUCUAAAAGAUGGAUUUUUAAAAAAAUUUCACAUUAAUAAAAUACACAAGAUCCAAAAAUUUAAGUGUAACUAUUUAGAAAAAAGUUUCGUAGUUGAAUCCAAACUUUGCUCUUUCCUCGUUGUGUACUCCGCGUAAAAAAAAAACCUCCUGCUUUGCAUUGCUUGAAAAAAUAUGUCUGGUUUGUUUCUACUUUUGAGCCAGCACAUGUUAUGUAUAGGCUAAAGAGAAUGUCAGACUACAUUUACGAUUGAAAUUCAACUAAAUGCGACGUGCAAUAAGAACAAUCCAAUGUUAAGUAUGAUGAGCUCUGCUUGUGCACAUGUUUCUUUUUAAAAGUUCGCUUUUUUCACAAUAUCCAAUAAUUAUGAAUGCACAGACUGCUCAUAUUGUCGCUUUAGAGAAUAUAUUACAAAAAUAAAGUUAUAUAAACCAAAAACAACAUCUAGUCCGAAUAUUAACUCCUUCUAGUUACAAAACUAGUCACUUAGUGUAAAAAGAUAAGUUUCGUUUUUUAUUUUAUGUAGAAAAGUAAAAUUUAAAAACAAAACCUUAUAUUACUCAGAAUUUACAAAACAUAUCCUUAAUAUUUUAAACUCGUGUAAAUAUAUUUAUUGGAAUUAAUUGCUAUGUAUAUCAAUUGAAAAAUGAUUAAUACAUGUUACAAUGUACAUAAAAUUGU
Molecule: messenger RNA, 2099 nt
Organism: Hyposmocoma kahamanoa
Lineage: Eukaryota; Metazoa; Arthropoda; Insecta; Lepidoptera; Cosmopterigidae
Gene: dsf
Product: photoreceptor-specific nuclear receptor
Exons: 9
Coding region: 154-1329 (391 amino acids)
Biological process (GO): cell differentiation; anatomical structure development; regulation of transcription by RNA polymerase II
Molecular function (GO): RNA polymerase II cis-regulatory region sequence-specific DNA binding; nuclear receptor activity; zinc ion binding
Source: RefSeq, a predicted model, not a curated record